GUCAAAUACAGUGCAGUGAUUUCACUCAACAGCACAGAUAUUUUACCGGCAGGUUGGAUCUAAAAACAAACAACCAAAAAAGAAGUCAUGGUUCAUGGGAAGAAGUUGGCCAAGGAGACGCUGCUGCCGUCUGUGCUGGAAGACGAUGACGCAGAAACAGAAAGUGAGAAGCUGCAGCUGGGGGAGCGAGGAGCGAGCCGGACAGAGGUCGACGUGCGUGGGCCAAAGGACCAACGCUCAAGCUCUGAUGGGAAUGUGCUAGACAGAGGUGAAAGAGAGGGUGAAGAGAAAGAGGAGGAGGAGGAGGAGGAGGAGCUGGGAGGAGAGGAGUUUGUGAUCUCUGACAAGGACUGCGACACAGAUUUGGAGCUGGAAGGUACGGAGGAGGCAUACGACCCGACGGGGCAGACAUACUACAUGGAGGCGUGUGAAAGGUUACAGGUGGUGCCUGCCUCUUCCUUCCUGCGGCACAUUAGAGAUAGCGAGCUGUCCAUGGCGCAUUAUGGACUUGGGCCUCAGGGCACCAAAGCACUGGCGGUUCCCCUGGUAACCAACACUUCAAUACUGAGGCUGAACCUGCGAGAUAAUUGGAUGGAAGGAAUGGGCGGAGCUGCUAUGGCCAAGAUGUUGAAGGAAAAUUGUUACAUUACAGAGGUGGACCUAUCCGACAACAAUCUUGGGGAUUACGGGGCCAGAGCCAUAGCUGGGAUGCUUAAGGAGAACAGCACCCUGGUGAGCCUGAAUCUGUCGGGAAACCAUUUCACAGACCGGUCUGCCGAACACCUCGGCCCAGCUCUCAUCACCAACACCAGGCUGCAGCACCUCGACAUCAGCCACAAUGCUCUGGGAGAGCGUGCAGGGCAAAUCCUCGGAGACUCUCUGUCAGAGAACACGGGGUUGAGAUCAUUAAGUCUGGCCUGGAACGGCAUUAGAGGGAGAGGAGCUGUGAUGUUAGCCAAUGGCCUCGGGGGACACAUUUCACUCAGAACAGUGGAUUUGUCAUUUAAUGGCUUUAGUAAAGAAGGAGCCAUUGCUUUAGGACAGGCUCUGAAAGAGAACAACAUUUUGGAGGAGCUCAAUAUGAGUAACAACCGAAUACCCCCUGAAGGAGCCAUCCCCCUCACCAUGGGCCUCAGAGUAAACAAGACAAUCAAAUCCCUGAAUAUGGGCAGGAACCCCAUCCUCAGUGCUGGGUGCUAUGGUAUCCUCAAGUCUAUACAGGAAAACCCAGAUUCAGCCAUGGAAGCAUUAAACUUUGCUGGCAUCCCGGUGAACCAGGAUUUUGAGGACUUGUAUACAAAAGUGAAAGAAAUAUUCCCUGCGCUUACAAUAAACCAUGGGGGCAGAAUUGGCACAUUUAGAAAAGCAAAAGCUUGAAAAUCGUUACUGUAAUUGCUGUACUUUUAUGCCAGAAGAGAUGGAAGGAGUCUUGUCAAAGCUCUGUGGACGUUUUCAUCAACAGAUGAAGCAAAGGACGGAUGCCUGCAAGGAUAUCAUCUUUUAAAAAGCUGUCAUUUCUGUAAAAAGAUCCACGAAAGCAUAUCCUUCUGAGUAAAAUGCAUUUUGAAUAUAUAAAACUGGUUCAAUGUUAAAUGAAAAUAAAGAUAUUUCCGAGGUAGUUUGUUCAUUUUCUAAAAGAAACGCUACAUAAACAGCUUGUGUGCCAUUAGCAAUAUAGUGUUGUUAAAGCUAUUGAACACAGGUACAGGUAUUGAGUUUGAUUCUUUUUAGGUAUGAUCUGAUUUGAUGUUAUAUAAUGUCAGUGGGUAGAAUGAUGGAGAGGAUCAGAGAGCACUGCAUUGUGUAUGAAAAGAACUGAAAGUGGGUUGCACAAAAAGGAUUUAAGUACUGCAUGACUAGUCUAAUAGAGAAACCAUAUUUGAAAGAAUGGGUCACUAUUAGAUAAGAGACCUGUUUACUGCAGCAGGACAACUCAAAUAGUGUCAGAUACAGUAAGCAGUCAUUUGGAGAUGUGUCCCUCCCACACACACCCAAAGAGGAUCGCCAACCCAGUCAUUUUAUUUUAUAUUAUCUAUAAAAAUAUUAAGAAUAUCUGGUAAUAUCACUUACAUUAGCCAGGCCUAUGUUAUCUUUAAAUGCAGGGAUGGAAAGUAGCUAAACUAUUGUUUUUAAUACUCUUUUUAAAUACGAUGUUGAGGUACUUAAUGUACUUUACUUGAGUUUUAUAUUUUCUGUAACUAAAUGAGGAAAGGAAGAAUAGCUGUAGUUGUAGUUCCUUUGUAGAGAGAGAGAGUUUAAGAUUUUCCAUUACGAAUAAAAACACAAAAACAAACAACAAUUCAACAACUGGACCACCUGCACUCAACUGUAGUUAGAUAUAACAAUACAUUUUACAAUAAUAUUCACUUUAUCAUAUAAUGAGUUCUUUCACUUCUGAUAAGGUAGGCCUACAUUUUGUUGUAAUACUUUACUUCUAUGACAAUAAAUGACUAAACUUUUAGUAAAAUGUUGA
Molecule: messenger RNA, 2473 nt
Organism: Seriola aureovittata
Lineage: Eukaryota; Metazoa; Chordata; Actinopteri; Carangiformes; Carangidae
Gene: lrrc74b
Product: leucine rich repeat containing 74B
Exons: 11
Coding region: 88-1377 (429 amino acids)
Molecular function (GO): protein binding
Source: RefSeq, a predicted model, not a curated record